UGGUGCGUUCUUGUGAUAAAGUGCAUUUUCGAAAGAUUCAAAAUCCAAACAACUCAAGGCGUGAUUCAAGUGAAUUUGAUUCUUGCGCGCCUACUUAAUUGUGAAAUUUGAAUAUUCGUAUAAUUGCGUUGGCGUCGUCCGUUUCCGCGCGAACCCGACGCGUUGCUAGGUUCCAACCGGACGGUAGUAGCUGCUGCAGCAGUGCCCCUCGUUUGAUAACGCGCUACGGCGACAGCCGCCUGGUGGCGACCACAACAUGAAUCAGUUGUUGUGCAUUGGUGACCCGAGUCAGAACGUCAUGGCCGAAAGCAAGGGAUCCCUGAUCGCCAAGUCCGUAUCCAAACAUGCAGGAAGGGCCAAAGAAAAAUUUUUACAGAAUCUGGGCAAAGUAGACCGGACCGAAGAUGAAAUAUUCAACGAGCAUCUACAGAAUUUUUCCAAACAACAAAAUUCGGCAAAUAAAUUGCAAAAAGAAUUUACCAAUUACAUACGAUGCGUCCGAGCCGUCCAAGUAGCCAGUAAAAGUCUUAUGGACACGCUGAACGAAAUGUACGAGAGCCAGUGGGUCGGCCACGAUCACAUGUGCACUCAUUCCAAUAACUUGGACAUGUUGUGGAGCGAUUACAGCCACAAAUUGGCGGAUCAAGUGCUCAUUCCACUGAACACGUACCAAGCUCAAUUUGCCGAAACACGAAAAAAAAUCGACAAGCGCAACAGGAAACUGGUAGAUUACGAUAGCCAAAGACACAGCAAUCAGUUGGCUAGUACAAACAAUGGUGUCGGCAAAAAGAAAGACGAAGCGAAAAUGAUGAAAGCCAAAGAACAAUUUGAUGAGGUAAAGCGGAAGUUCGACCUUAUCAACAGCGAAUUGCACGAUGAACUACCAGCUCUUUACAACUCUAGAGUGUUAUUCUUGAUAACCAACUUACAGCCAUAUUUUGCUGCCGAACAACUAUUCCACAACGAGUCAUCAAAAGUAUUUGCAGAAAUGGAAUCAAUUGUUGACAAACUAGCCAAUGAUUAUCAACACCAAUCAAAAAUGUUAAACUACUUUGUCCGAAACAACAAGACAGUGAACAAUGUUGUCAAUAAUGUACAAUCAGCGUUGCAGUCACCGGUGUCUCCAAUUUCCAUAAACGAAGAUGACACUACCAAAUCCCCGAGCUUAUCACCUUCCCCUCCAGCAACCGCUGUAAGUAAAACGCCCGAAAUCAAUAAUGAUGUGCCACCAAAACAAGUGGUCGAAGAAGAGAAAUUGGUUAACGGUAACAGUCCUCAAACCAAUGGCGUGGCGCCAGCUAGACACGAAAAUGGCAGUAACAAGAAUCUAGCCGCCGAAAUCGAAAUUCCUCCAGGAGCCACAACUGAUAAUUUACCAGCAGGAGUUUUGUACAGAGUGGUGGCAACAUAUAAAUAUGACGCAGAAGACACAGAUGAGUUAUCAUUUGAAAAGGGAGAAAUUAUCAGUGUAGUGUCUUACGACGAUCCGGAGACUCAAGAGGAAGGUUGGUUAAUCGGAAUUAAAGAAAGCACCGGGGAAAAGAAAAUGUUCCCGGCCAAUUUUACCAGGCCGUUGUGAGUGCCACGGCGUCGUAAGCACAAGUGGAUUGCAACAAAACCGAACAUUAUGAUGAAGCUCAGUUUCUGGUUUAUAGUGUUUUCAUUUUAUUUCUUCAUGUCUAUGUUUGUGUAUUCAAACGAAAAAUAAUGCCGGUAUUUGUUUAAUUGUCCAAUAAAGUGUGGGAAACGACAAGUUAUAUGGCAUUUAAAUAUCAUUUAUGUUUUUUUUUUUUUUUUUUUUUUUUUAUUGAAUUACACCAAUGCUAUAUGUUACAAAUAUUAUAUAUAUACAUAUAUGUAUAAUAUUUAAAAUAUGGCUUCCCUAAUUUGUAUAUCGAUUAUACAAUAUACCAUAGUAGUAUAGUAUUAAAGUUGAUGAUGAUAAGUAUUGAUUUGACUGAAUGAGAAAUCAUUACGAAUUUAUUAGAUUUUUUUUUUAUUUAUAAUUAUUUAUACUUAGUUCAGCUUGUUUAUUAAUCUAUGAAAAUCAUUGAGUAAUCAAUAUAAUACAAGUGCCUUUGCAAAUACUUUUUUUUUUAUAUAAAACCAAAAAAAUACAAAAAUUUAAUAUUAUGUGUAUUUUUUUUUUAGUUAAACUAAUAUGUAAUUAAUAAUUGGCAACUUGACCAAAGCAAUUCACUUCAACUCUUAAAAUUAAAUGUGUCAUUUUUUUCAUACCAUAAACAUUUUGCAUUUCAUGCUCCUAUUCUAUGUCUACUACUUUUUUUUCAUGUGUUGUUAUUUUGUUUGUUGUAUUUGCGUGUUAAAUGUGUUUUUUUCUAUGUUUUAGUGAGCGAUUUGUAAAGUAAUUUUGAGCAUUUAAGUCCACAAUUUUAUUAUUUACCCCGUCCUCAUGCCCUCUCUGAUAUAGUCAAUAAUAUAUUGUAUAUAAGUUUAGUUUAGACCAUAAUUUAUUUUGCUAAGUAUGAAAAUAAUAUUGUAUGUAUUUUAAUUAACUUCAGUAGAUAUCAAAUUAAUAUUAUAUACUAUAUUUUAUUAUAUAAAAACUUAAUAUUA
This is a messenger RNA of Adelges cooleyi (spruce gall adelgid), 2577 nucleotides long. It is a transcript of the gene Amph, whose product is annotated as myc box-dependent-interacting protein 1. Lineage: Eukaryota; Metazoa; Arthropoda; Insecta; Hemiptera; Adelgidae. Gene Ontology annotation, cellular component: cytoplasm; plasma membrane. The transcript has 9 exons. Bases 257 to 1579 code for a protein of 440 amino acids. Gene Ontology annotation, molecular function: phospholipid binding; protein binding. The record is from RefSeq and is a predicted model, not a curated record.